Messenger RNA from Apis cerana (Asiatic honeybee), 6058 nucleotides. Its product is annotated as repetitive organellar protein. Lineage: Eukaryota; Metazoa; Arthropoda; Insecta; Hymenoptera; Apidae. The record is from RefSeq and is a predicted model, not a curated record.
GAUCCAUUUAACUGCACGUGACAAUGUGUGAUCUGUGUGCUUUAAAAUUCUUUUGUCAAUUUGAUUGAUACAUUUUAUAUUUAAAUUACAUAAAAACUUAUUAAUUUUAUAGUUAAGAUAAAUAAAAUGAUUAUAAUAUUUGAUGAAAAAUUCAUUUGUGAAAUUUACGUGUAAAUUCAUAAUAGAAAUGAUUAUAUUUGUUCAUGUAUAAUCAUGAAAAUUAUAUAAUCAUAUUAUUCUAUUCAUUUUUUAAAUAUCAUAUAUAGAAAAAAAUAUAUAUAGUUUUUUUUAUUUUAAAGAAAUUUAUAUUCGUUAUAAAUGUAAAAAUAUUCAAAUAUCAAAUUUAAAUAAUUCUCGCAAUGUCUGUCAGUUAUACAAUUAUAAUUUCUAAAAUUUGCAUCUAUUGUAAUAAACGGAGAAAAAGGAUUUAUGAAAGUAUAAUAACAUUUCAAUAUAUCGCCAAUUUCAUUAUCAGUGAAAAAAUAUUUUUAAAUUAAUUUUAAUAAUUUUAAAUUAUCAACAAUGUAUUGGGGUUCUUUAAAGGGUGCGGCCGUACCUGUAUUUAUAAUUUCCGUAGCAACGUUCAAAUUGUUAAGAUAACGGCGGCGUUGAUUCAGCAUUGACGCGAGGCGUCGUGUUUUACUCGAUUUUCAAAGAGCUAUCAUAAGUUUCGAGCACAUCGACAACAGGCGGCGCAAGUUGCAAUAAAUUUACAAUUGUAUGCGGCUAUGCUGUAGAAAACGUAAAGAACUAAAGCUAUGAGACGCCUUAUUACGACAAAAUGAAAGUGAUGAUCGUUUCCAUUUAAUUUCAUUUUGUUGCAGAAUUUUAUAAAAAGAAAAUAAUGGAUAAAAGAAAUAAAGUAGAUUUAAUAUUGACAUGCAAUAAUCCUAUAAGUAUGUCAAAAAAAUAUGUAAAUCAAGAAUAUACAAUUAGUCAUUUCAAUGAUAUUAAAUCAUGUGAAAAUAUAUUUCUAUGGCUUGAUAAAUUUAAUAAUCUAAUGUGUUCAUCUGUGGGACAUAGAAGUUACGAAUUAUUAAAACAUUUACUUUUCCUUUAUACUCAAAAUAUUUUAAGUAAUAUAAAUACAUAUUGUGAAAAAGUAUUGGAUAUGACAAAAUUAAAAAAUCAUCUAAGUACUACAUUAACAUUUUUUCAUCUUUAUUGGAAUGAUAUUAAAGAGCAUGUUAAUGAUUACAACUCGUAUUUAAAUGAAAUGUCAAUACUGUUAGGAAUAUACAUAGAUAUAGAACUUAAAACUUUUACACACACUAUGGAUUCAUCUAAAAUUGCUUCAAAACUGCUUUCAGCAUUAUGGAUAUAUUUAAGUAACUCAGAAAAACAUAUUUUUAGAGUAUUGCUUAAACUAAAAUUUGUUACUAAAAAAUAUUCAAAAAUUUUUGAUUUUAUAUUCAUGAAAAGUUUUACUAGUUUCAAAAAAAGUGUGGAAUCUUUAACAGAUAUAGAGUAUGUUAGAUAUUUACUUGUUCUAAAAAUAUGGAAAAAAAUGAAAGAAACUAUAGAAGAAAAAAAGGAAGUGAAUAAGAUAGCUUUAACAAUAUUAGGUCCAUGUAUUCCAAAAAUGCGCGAUGAAUUAUUGAAGAUUAUAUGUAAAGUUCCAACAGAAUUUGAAAAUGGAACUCUUACCUUAUUACAACCAAAUGUAUUUAAUUUAAAAACUGCAUGUAAUAAUUUUUUAAUAUUUGAAGAAGCAAUGUUUAUUGAAUCUAAAGAUAAUUUCAUAACACAAAAUUCUGAUUUAUAUUUACAGGAUUUAUAUAGUGUUCAAAAAAGUUUUAUAAACUGUGAAUUAAUAAAAAAUGAUACAGAAAAUAAUCAUGCUUUUAAAGAUGGAAUAAAAAAUAAUAAAAAUAAUAAUGAACUUCUCCCAUCAAGAAACAAAUUUAAAAAUUAUAAAAAGAUAUCAAAAUUAAAACCCGGAGAAUUAAUUUUAAUUGAUUUAACUAAAGAAGAUGAACUAAAAACAGAUAAAAAAAAAAGAAAGAAAAAAUGUCAAAGAAAUUUAGAAUGGUUAAAAAUGGUAAAAAAAAAAUAUAAAGUACAGAAACAAAUUGAUGAAUUAAAACAUAGAAAUCAAAUAAAAAUUUCAGAUGUUCAUAAUAUGAAGAACUCUGAAAAUUUUUCCCAUAAUAUUCUUCUUGAAAAACAACCAAUUUCGAAUAAUAAGAUUAAUGAAAAUACAGAAAGUAGUACUUUAAUGGAACAAAAAUCAUUUCAGGAUAAUACUCAUAAUUUAAAAAAUAUGCAGGAUUAUAUUCUCAAUAAAAAUGAAGUAAAAUAUAUGUUUCAACAUAAACAAUGUGAUACAUGUAAUUCAUCAACAAAACAAACUGAUACACAACUCAAUAAAGUUCUAUAUUUGCUGGAAAUUCUAAGCACUAUGGGACAAAAUAUUAAAGAACCAAAAGCUAUAUUAAAUCUACUGAAAGAAAGUAGGAAUGAAAAUAAAAUAUCUUCUGAAUAUAACAUUUUUUAUAAAAAUACACUUAAUGAAUGUAAUGAAAUGAAUACUCAACAAGAAAGUUCCAUAAAGACAAUAUUAUUGUCAAAGGAGUGCCAAAAGGAUAUUACAGAUGUACAAUCCAUAAAACAAGAGUUACCAACAAAUAUAGAUCUCAAUGUGAUAGAAAAAAAUACUUAUUGUCAAAAUGAAUCUAUUUAUGUACAAAGUGAUCAUUUGCAAUCCAUGAAUAGUCCAGAAAUAAUAGAAACCAUGAAACAAAAUAUUGCUCAUGAAAUUCAUGAAUGUACAAAUUGUUGUAAAAAAAUUGAUAUAAAACCUUUUUCCUACCAUAACAACAGCAUAUUUAAUAUCACAAAAAACGAUGUGGCGCAAAAUACAAUAGAUAAGAAUGCUAUUGGUAAAACAUCAAUUUGUGACAAAAAUAUAAUGUGUAUAUUAAAUGAUCUUGAUAAAUGUAUGGAUGUUUUAAAUCGUAUUGGCGAACAUAUUAUGACUGUUUAUGCGGAAAAACAACAAGAAGUUUUGGGAACUCAAUCUACAGAAUCAUCAUCAAAAUGGAUACAAAACAUCAAUUCAUUGACAAAUGCAGAAAGAGAAGAACUUAGCAAAAUUUUAAAAUUUCAUGGUAAAAAAGACUUAUUAAAUGUAUGCAAAUGUCAAGAUAUUAAUUUUUUGGAUAAACUUUAUAAAUCAAUAUCUCAAUCAGAAGAAUAUUGUUCUCAUGAAAAAAAUAAUAUUCUUCUCGAAAAUAAAUCACUUUCAAAUUCUAUAGGUAACUAUAUAAAAUCUAAAUUUGAACAUCCCAUUAAAGAAGAAAAUAAUGAAAAUUUUGAAAUUUUAAAAGAUAAAAUAUUGAAAACAAAUGAAUGCAAAAUUAGUACAUCAGAUAAUCAGAUAUGUGAUAUAUCUUCUAUACAUGAUUUGAAAAAUACUAAAGAAUUAGAUCAAGAUAUACAUUGGGAAGUAGAAAAUUCUAAAAUAGAAAAUUUGCCACAAAAAAAUGAUGCAAAAUCAUGUUCUAUAGAUGAAUUUGAAAAUAUUGAUAUUUUAGAUAGUAUUCUAAAUGUACAUAUAACUAUUAAGGAUGAACAAGAAAUUUGGGAAAAUUCGCAAUCUCCAUUGAUGUCGCCAAUUAAUUAUGAUAAUUCAAAUAGCGUUUUAGAUUGUAUUAAAGAUUUUUUUUCACCAUCUGAAUAUAUACAUUCUAAUGAAACAGAAGAAAAAUAUAUUUUAUCAAAUACAGAAAAUUCUCAAACAUUAUUACCUGAAGGUAGUCUUGGAAUAACUGGAAUAUUAAGUAGUUUAUUUGAUUUUGAUUCUCCUUCAAACGAUUUAAUGUAUUCAAAUACACAGGCAAUUAAUCCGCGAUUAAUUAAAAAAACUUUUAAAGAUGAAAUAUCAACAAAAAAUUCUAAUAUAUCUGAAUUGAAUUUUGAAGAAAAAAUUACAGAAAAGAAUGACUUAGAAAAUACAUUUUUACAAGAAAAUAAGGAAUUAUAUAGUAAUCAAAAUCGUUAUGUUGAUGAUAAUAUGGAUAUAGUUGGAUUUGGAUUGAACUCAAGUGCAGAAGAAAUAAUUGAUUCUUAUUCAUUGAAUAAAAGUAUACCUUCAUUUUCUGAUCAUUCAACUGUUUUAGUCAAUUCAGGUAACAUAUCUUCUGAAGAUAAAGAAUUAUUUCCUAAAUACAGUCUUUCUAGUCCUACUGAUAAGUUUAAUACCAGUAAUUUUAUAGAAAAAUCAUAUAUUUUUCAAAAAAAAGAUAUUAAUCAAGUUCAACCACUCAGUGAUACAAAAAAUCAAGAUUUACCUGAAAUUUGUAUUACUAAUAACAUUUCAUCAAAUAUGAAUUAUAUAUUAAAUCAAUCAAGAGAUAAUGUUCAGUCAUCACAAAAAUAUGCAUAUACAGAACUUGAAACUAGUCCUUUUGUAAAAAAACAACCUUUAAAUUCUUGUGAUUUAUUGUCUUCCACAGAUUCAAUAUCAUGUAACAUUGAUACAACAUUUCAAUGUGUUAAACAAAAACAUAAAAAUUCUAUGAGACAAAGAAAUAUUCAAAAAACUAUGCAAUACAAUAAAGAAAAACAAAAUCAUGUUACAAAACGUAAAAUAAAAAUUAGUACACAAUCUAAAUUACCUAAAUGGACAUUAAAUUCUAAAAGGAAAAUUAAAAUGAAAAAAAAAGAAAAAGAAUCAUUUACAUCUAUUAUUCAACCCAAUCAAGAUGAAUUAAACUUAAGAUGUUCAGAAAUUACUAUAAUUAAUCCUUUGAAUUAUCAAAAUAUACAAAAUACAUGUGAAUCACCAUUUCAAAUGUCAUAUUCUCAAACAUCUUCUAAAAAUUGUACAUCUAAAAAGAAAAAUAAACAAUUAAAUUGCUCAGGCAUAAAACAUAUGUCUCAACAAAAACAAAUUUUAUUAAAUCUUUAUGAAGAUUCUAUGGUGGAUACAAUCUACAAAGAAGAUUCUAAAGUAGAAAAUCCUCAAGAUAUCAUGGAAGACAUCUCAGAAGAUUCAAGUAUAUCAAAUAUAUCUGAAAAAUCACAUAUAUCUAAAAAUAAAUCUUGUUUCAAACUAUCAGAAAAAAAUAUGGAAAUUGAUACUGAUAUAAUCAAAGCAAAUAUCAUAACAGAUAAGAAUACAGCUAAAGUUUCAAAUAAUACUGGAAAAUCUAAUGCCAAGUGGUCAUUACAAGAUAUAGAUAUGCAACCAUCAAAUUCUAUUAAAGAACAAAUAAUUACAACUUUGAAUGAAGAUAUAUCUUUGAAAAAAAGAAAAUUACAACUUCAAAAUUUUAUUCAGCCAACUUCCACAAAUGGAAUUCUUUGUUCUAUAAAUCAGCAAAAAAAGAAAAAAAAUCAUUGUGUCUCUAUAAAAAAAAAAGGUAAUUUUAGUUUAAAUAUUUUUGAUAAUUUGUUUUACUUUAAAAAUAAACUAAUUAUUAUUUUAAAAUUUAUUUUAUUUUCUAUGUAGUUUUAGAAUAUCAUCAUGUUGAAUAAAUAAAUAUAAAUUUUGUAUAAUUAAAUAUUUUUAUGAAAUAACUAUAUUAUGUACAAUAAAAUUUAUAUAUAUUUCACAUUUUGUCUACAUAUUCAAGUAAUGGCAUCAAAAACACAGUGUGGUAGUUUUAUCAAAUAGAGAAGUUUUAAUAUUUAAUUAGAUUUAAUAUUUUAAUAUUACAUUUCAAAGACUCCAAAUUAAUAAUUCUCCUCACGGAAGAUCAACAUUGGAAGACAUUUUAUUGUUUUGAGUGCCUUUUAAACAUCUUAUAAGUAAAAUAUUUUAUAUAAUCAAAAAUGCAUUUAUGCAUAGAGAAGAAUAAAUUUUGUGUCAUUUUGCAAUUCAAGACUGAUAUUUAAAUUUUAGUAACACGGAUAUUAAAAUGUAAAAAGAAAAUUAAAAUGAAAAAAGAAGAAAAAGAAUUAUUUUUAUCUAUUGUUCAAUUCAAUCAGAAUGAAUUGAACUUAAAAUAUUCACUGAAUAUUAUUAUGAAUUAUCAAGAUGUGCAAAAUACAUGUAAAUCACUAUUGUUAACAUAUUUCACAUAUUGUCAUAUUGUCAAACAUCAUCUAAAAA